ACCUACGACCACCCACACUCAAUUUUUACUCAAAAACCCCAAUUUCUCACACUCAUCUCCACUCUAAAACCCUAGCCCUAACCCAUUUUCCAUUCAUUUCUCGGCAAAAAUGGCACUCUUCUCCCGUCUCCGAAUCCACUCUUUAACAACAGCAACUCGUCGCCAAUUCUCCACAAUCUUAUCAACCGACCCACUCUCCUCCAAAUCCAAAACCAGAGCCGCUCUCACCCUCCUGAAAUCCGAAGAAAAUCCCGAAAAAAUCAUCGAAAUCUGCCAAUCCGCUUCUUUAACGCCGGAAGCUCACUUAGACCGCAUCGCCUUCUCCGUCGCCAUUACCAAACUCUCCCGAUCCAACAAUUUCUCCUACAUCCAGCAGUUUCUCGAUGACCUCCGAUCCUCACGCGCCGAUCUCCGGUCAUCCGAGAGAUUCGCCGGUCAUGCUGCUGUUUUGUUCGGUCAGGCUAAUAUGGUUGACCACGCUGUACGGACGUUUAAAGAGUAUCAUAAUGAUGUUAUUGGUCAUGGUAAUGAGGGUUCUGUUAGGGUUUUCAAUUCUUUGCUUUUUGCUUGUUAUUUAGCUAAGGAUUAUAAAGAGGUGAAUAGGGUGUUUUUGGAAUUUCCGAAAAGUUAUAAUAUUGUGCCGAAUUUGGAUUCUUAUAAUACUGUUAUUAAAUCGUUUUGUGAUUCCGGGAGUUCGAAUUCGGGUUUGUCGGUUUUAGCUGAGAUGGAUAGGAAGUCGAUUAUGCCGAAUUCGACGACUUUUGGGAAUUUGCUUGCUGGGUUUUAUAAAGAGGAGAAGUAUGAGGAUGUGGGAAAAGUUUUGGAUAUAAUGGCGAAGUAUGGGAUUCGACAGGGUGUCGGUAUUUAUAAUAGUCGAAUUCAGAGUUUGUGUAAGCUUAAGAGGUCUAGUGAAGCGAAAGCUUUGCUUGACGGAAUGGUGUCUAGAAAAACUAAGCCGAAUGCUGCUACUUAUGGUCAUUUGAUUCAUGGAUUUUGUAAUGAGGGCGAUGUGGAGGAAGCGAAGGAACUGUUCAAGAGUAUGCAUGAUAAAGGAUGUGAGCCGGAUUCCCAUUGUUAUUUUACGUUGCUGCAUUACUUGUGUAAAAGUAAGGAUUUUGAGACGGGGUUGAGCCUAUGUAAGGAGAGUAUUGAGAAGGGCUGGGUGCCGAAUAUUGCGACUAUGAAGUCGUUGGUUAAUGGUCUUGCUGCUGCUGGGAAGGUGGAUGAAGCAAAGGAGCUUGUUGGGGAGAUUAAAGGGAGGUUUACGAAGAAUGUUAGUCUGUGGGAUGAUGUUGAAGCCGGUUUGUCUCAGUAGGGGAAGAUGGCGUUUUUAAGCUUCUUCCGUGAAGUUAAAGGUUAGACGAACUGUAUGAGAAUGAAGUUUAGAGGCAAUAACAAUUUUGCAAUUACUUUUUUAGUUAUUGAACAUCUUUUCAUUGUUGAAUGAAUUGGUGCUGGUUUUCA
Messenger RNA from Mercurialis annua (annual mercury), 1464 nucleotides. Its product is annotated as pentatricopeptide repeat-containing protein At1g61870, mitochondrial. Gene Ontology annotation, molecular function: protein binding. Bases 110 to 1315 code for a protein of 401 amino acids. Lineage: Eukaryota; Viridiplantae; Streptophyta; Magnoliopsida; Malpighiales; Euphorbiaceae. The record is from RefSeq and is a predicted model, not a curated record. The transcript has a single exon.